Molecule: messenger RNA, 817 nt
Organism: Tuber melanosporum (Perigord truffle)
Lineage: Eukaryota; Fungi; Ascomycota; Pezizomycetes; Pezizales; Tuberaceae
Exons: 3
Coding region: 112-708 (198 amino acids)
Biological process (GO): retrograde vesicle-mediated transport, Golgi to endoplasmic reticulum; intra-Golgi vesicle-mediated transport; intracellular protein transport
Cellular component (GO): COPI vesicle coat
Source: RefSeq, a predicted model, not a curated record
CAUCGGUCUAUUUCCCUUUUUCUUUUAACAACCAACGAACCAACCAACCUACCCAUCUAACUCUCUCCACCGCCACCACAAAGCAACACACAAUCCCCACAAUCCACAGAAAUGGCACCAAACCUCUCCUUAUUCUCGGUGAACGCAAUCCUGAUCCUCUCCCCAGACGGCACUCGAGUCCUAGCGAAAUACUACCACCCACCCCACAGCCCCGCCACCGCCGCCAACAAUGCAGCAGCGAGCAAUCCCUACCCAACACUGAAGGAGCAAAAACCCUUCGAGAAGGGCCUGGUGGAGAAGACGGCGAAAUCCAACUCGGACAUAAUCCUCUACGAUAGCCGCAUCGUCGUGUUCAAGGCGGAGUCGGACGUGAUGCUGUACGUCAUCGGCGGGGUGGAGGAGAAUGAGAUGUUGCUGUGGCAUACAUUGCUGGCGUUGAGGGAUAGUUUGAAUAUUUUGCUCAAGAAUGCUACGGAUAAGCGCACGCUACUCGAGAAUUAUGAUAUCGUCUCGUUGGCUAUCGACGAGAUUGUCGAUGAUGGGAUUAUCCUCGAGACGGAUCCUGCGACCAUUGCUGGUCGCGUGUCCAAACCCCCCAUGCAGGAGGUUGGGGGGGUUAAAGGGUUGGAUCUGAGUGAGCAGGGAUUACUGAAUGCUUGGGAGUUUGGGAAGAAGCAGUUGGCGGAGAGGUUGAGGCAGGGCCUUUGAGGCGGAGGUCAUUGCUAUGGGAGGAGGAUAGUGGGGGGUGUUUGUGGGUUCAGUUCCUCUUAAAUACAAAAUAAAAAUGAUGAUACUAUAGCAAUGGUGGUUUAGAUUC